CCCUGGUCUAUGUGGAAUGCGCUCUUAAACCCUUUAUCCACUGAAUUAUAAUCAAGAUGGCCUCUCGUCUAGUCCUGGUCAUCGGUGACCUUUUCAUCCCUGACAGAGCUCCCGAUCUCCCUGCCAAGUUCAAAAAGCUCUUGACGCCAGGCAAGAUCGGCCAGAUCCUCUGUCUGGGUAACCUGACGGACCGCGAUACCUUCGAGCUCCUCCGCGGAGCCGCCCCCGAUCUACAAUUAGUCAAAGGUGAUUUUGAUGUCGAUUCGCCCAAUCUGCCUCUCUCCAAGGUCGUCACACACGGUAGCCUCCGGAUCGGUUUUACGCAUGGCCACACCAUCAUUCCCUCGGGAGAUGCGGACGCCCUACUCAUCGCCGCACGUCAGAUGGAUGUCGAUAUCUUGCUGUGGGGAGGUACACAUCGCUUCGAGGCGUUUGAGAUGGAAGGUCGUUUCUUCGUGAAUCCCGGAAGUGCUACCGGAGCCAUGAGCACGGGGUAUUGGCCUGAGGGAGAGGAUCCUACACCCAGUUUCUGCUUGAUGGAUAUCCAAGGCGAUGUGCUUGUGCUUUAUGUCUAUCAGCUCAAGACGGAUGCCAACGGAGCCGAAACUGUUGCGGUCGAGAAGGUGUCUUUCCGUAAAAACGCCGUUCCCGCUUCAUGAAUUAUGCCUUUGUUGUUCUCGCUCGAUUGUAUAUAUCCCAGACGUUUGCCCAUGUUUAUUUGAUUCCAGCGUCGAGUUCUCGUCAGUAAUACUAGAUUUAUGAAUUGGCU
This is a messenger RNA of Aspergillus glaucus CBS 516.65, 769 nucleotides long. RefSeq names its product vacuolar protein sorting-associated protein 29. The record is from RefSeq and is a predicted model, not a curated record. Gene Ontology annotation, biological process: intracellular protein transport; retrograde transport, endosome to Golgi. The transcript is spliced from 4 exons. Gene Ontology annotation, cellular component: retromer complex; endosome. Bases 57 to 659 code for a protein of 200 amino acids. Lineage: Eukaryota; Fungi; Ascomycota; Eurotiomycetes; Eurotiales; Aspergillaceae.